This is a messenger RNA of Amaranthus tricolor (Joseph's coat), 2056 nucleotides long. Its product is annotated as receptor-like cytosolic serine/threonine-protein kinase RBK2. The transcript has 8 exons. The record is from RefSeq and is a predicted model, not a curated record. NCBI's taxonomy places the organism in Eukaryota, Viridiplantae, Streptophyta, Magnoliopsida, Caryophyllales, Amaranthaceae. Gene Ontology annotation, biological process: protein phosphorylation. Gene Ontology annotation, molecular function: protein kinase activity; ATP binding. The coding region runs from base 157 to 1380 and encodes 407 amino acids.
AUUAAGAACCCCACCACAUUUAAUACAAGGAUUGUAGAUUUGAUCUUACAACUUGACAACUCAUUACUCUGUUUUUACUCUCCUUCACUUGCAGGUAAUCUUUCUAUUUUCCCCAUUUUUUUUUUCCAUUAGACUGUAAUCAGUAUUGAACCAUUCAUGGAGAAAUCUGGGCACAAUUCAAAUUCCCCAGUAGGAGUAUUGGAAGAUUAUUUUCGAAGCGAAUCUGAUUCAAAUUCUUCAAAAGAAACAUUUCAUGAAGAGAAUGAAUGUCAAAAAACCCAGAAAAUAACUUCGCGUUUUCGUGGGUUUAUCAAUUUAUUAAGAACUACAUCUAAGAAACAAUUACCAUCAAUGGCUUCUUUCAAUACCCACAAAUUAUCAGGAUUAAGAUGUAAUAGUAUGAGAGAAGAAAUCCCAGUUGCUGCAUUUUCAAAUUCUGAUUCAGUUUGCAAGAAUUUCACACUUUCUGAGCUUCAAUUUGCAACAAAAAAUUUUAGCCAAGAAAAUUUGAUUGGAAAAGGUGGAUAUGCAGAAGUGUAUAAAGGGAGACUAUAUGAUGGAGAAAUUGUUGCAGUGAAAAGACUAACAAGAGGUACACAAGAAGAGAGGACAUCAAAUUUUUUAAGUGAGCUAGGAAUAAUGGCUCAUGUUAAUCAUCCUAAUACAACUAAAUUGAAGGGUUAUUGUGUUGAAGGAGGAAUGCAUCUUGUUCUUCAAUAUUCGCAUCUUGGUAGUUUAUCUUCAUCACUACAUGGUUCAAAGGAGAAAUUGUGUUGGAGUAUUAGGUUUAAGAUUGCCUUAGGGAUUGCUGAGGGGCUGAUGUACCUUCAUUAUGGUUGUCAAAGGAGAAUUAUCCAUAGAGAUAUUAAAGCUGCAAACAUUUUGCUUACUAAAGACUUUGAACCUCAGAUUUGUGAUUUUGGGCUUGCAAAGUGGUUACCAGAUAAAUGGACUCAUCACAUUGUUCUUAAAUUUGAAGGCACAUUUGGCUAUCUUGCGCCAGAAUUCAUGAUGCAUGGCAUAGUCGAUGAAAAAACCGAUGUUUUUGCAUUCGGGGUGCUUUUGCUCGAGUUAAUCACUGGUCGACGUGCUCUUGAUUGCUCACAGCAGAGCCUUGUUAUGUGGGCGAAACCAUUGUUAAGAAAAAAUAACACAAGAGAGCUCAUUGAUCCUGCUCUAGAUAACAACAUCAACUCAAAACAGAUGAAGCUAGUGCUCUUAGCUGCUGCUUUAUGUGUGCAACGCUCUUCCAUUCGACGACCUUCAAUGAAUCAGGUUGUACAGCUUUUGAAAGGCAACCUUAGCAGCUUAGAUUCUAUGAAGAAAUACAAGAAACCGUCAUUUUGGAAGAUGUAUUACGAAGAGAUGAAAGACUCGUAAAAAUACGCAGCUAAAUGAAGCUAUGUAUACCAUGUUUGGUAACAAAGUUUUUGCAGGAAUUCAUAGUCCAUAGUAUUGUCACUAUUUAUACACUACUAAUUACUCUUACACAACACAAGUACAUGAUCGUAUUUCGUGAAGUACUUGUACAGAUAUACAGAUGACAUUAUAACUGGCUUCAUUAUAGAAUUUCUGGUGAUGAAAUGAACGUAAUUCUAUCAAAACCGAACAAAAAUAAACGAAAACGAAGAAACUAUAAAGAUAUGGAUAUGAACCUUCCAUAUGUUCUCUUGUACAUGUUCUUGUUCAAAUUUUGAGAUGUAUAUCAGAAAGCCAAUAGAUCACUGCUCUUUGGAUUCGUGUUCGAGGUAGUUCGGUUGAUCUGUUCGUUAUUCGUGACAAAAUCCAAGGAGUUUUAGUGUAUAGAUUGUCAUUAAUUCUUCAUUAUCAAAACAUGUAUAUGUCUUCUUUCCUAACCAUAGAACUUGACACAGAUGAAUUCUGAAUGUUAGUAUAAGGGGGGCUGAACACUUAUUUUUGUGAUGAUAUUCUCAUUACUACGUGUGUUGAGAACAACUCGACUGUUAAUUAAUUAGAUAUUUAAUUCUGAAUUCUAAAACAUUUGUUUGAGAAAUUAUUAUAUUAAUCAGUAGCAAAACCAUCACGGUUUGUUUAA